GUGCCUCUUUCUCUUCGCCUCGCUUCUUUACCUUUUGCCUCUCCGUUUCGAGUCGACGGUUUGGCCGCCGACCACCGAAGUCACUCGUAUCAGAUCAUGCAUCGGCAUUGAUUUUCUUGUGAAUAUUGAUCAGCUUGUAAAAGCUGUUUAUUUUUUUUUUCCUUACGCCUCCGUUUCGGAGUUUUUGGGGUUCUUUCUUAUAGGACGAUAUUUCAUUUGCUAACAGCUUUUCAAGUGAUAUGAGGGAAUAUCUUGAUGAGUUUGUAGUCAUGCUUGUUUUGGGUGGUAUUGUUUGGGAAGACGUUUGCACCGUGGAUGAUUUUCGAGAGCAAAACUGAGAUUAGUUGCUCUUUCCUUAUGGAACUUGUAAUUUCGUUGCAAAAGUAGUGGUUUUGAUUUGUCUAUAAAAUGGUAUUGUGUGAGUAUGGGCUGUUAGUCUCGGUCUGACCCUUUACUGAAGAUUCCAAAACAUUUUUGUGCUUUGUGAUAAUUUUAUGCCCUGUAGUAGAAUCCAACCGGAGUUUUUGGCGGUGCGACACGCUUGUCAAGUUUUUUUACAAGGGAAAUGGCUGUGGCUUUUACGCGUUUCUCUUGCUGGAUUUGGGGUGGGAAAGAUCAUAAAUCCCCCAAUUCAUCCCUGAGUUCGUCUCCCGACUUCCCGGCCGGAUUUAGGGAGCUGGAUAACUUGAAGUUUCCGCCAGUUGAUGGGCCGAGGGUUAGGUCGAACUCCAGAAAAAUUAAGAAGAAAUGGCAGAGCCGUGAGGAGCGGCGGAUCGACAAGGAGUACGAUAUCGUCCUUGUGCCAUCUGAUGGUGUCUGCAUGUCGGGGUCCGAGACUGAGGAUUCCGAUUGGUCUAUUGGUUGGUUGGAACCUCAUGCUCCUGAUUUCCAAAGUAAUAGUGAAGUAGAAAACAGUUUUUCUGUCCUGGUCCGUUGCUAUUGCCGUGGCCGUUGUGAGCAGGCGGAGAGUUCCAAAACUCGCGCCUUGGGAGCGCUUGAACACUUGGACGAUAUUUCCCCUGGUAAACUGGCAAAAAUUAUACUUUCCUUGAAAUUUGUCUUUUUCAUCCGCUACAUGUGCCUUAAACUAUCGUGAAAUCGCUGAAAAGAAGCAGCACAAGAGUCAAGAGCAUUUGCUAUCGUUUCAUGUAUAACUCAACUAAUAUUUUUACCAGUUUGAUUUGAUUUUUGUUGAUAUUUAUCCAUAUCUCACAAUGAUUAUUUUUAAUUGAGCAACCUACUUCAAGCAAUCCAUAGUCAUCUAUGGCUUCUAUAAGCGUCCUUUCUUGUUUUUCCAUUCGUUUUCUGUACUCUUGUUGCUCUAAGUUUUUUCUCCUUGCUACUGUCGUUUUCUUACGUUGCAUUAAUUGUCAAACUUUCCAUCUCGAUGUUUUUUAGCCUUUAGGAACUAUGAAGCCUCUAUCAGAAAAUACUUUACUGUUUAACUGGAUUCUUUUAAACUAGAAUGAUACUAAUUAUAAAUCAAUGAAGUGGAUAACUAUUUCUACCUGUGAUAUAGACAACUAUUAGUGAUUAAUUUUGUCACCUUGUCUCGAUGAAGUUCUUUAAUUAGCUUUGGCAUGGUAAGCUAUCAAGGAUAAUAGAUAAUGAAAUUAGUUAGUCUAAUUUCAUGUUAUCAUGGUGUUGCAGAUGAAAACAAGUAUAUAGAUGAAUGGCUCGCCUCUGAAAACUGACCACUAUUCCAUAUCUUGGCCUUGUAAGAUAAGACCGACCACCACCGGCCUUUUACAUCACUGACAGAAACAGAGUAUUCCACUCUCAAGGAAGCACAACCAUGAAGCAAUUCAGACUGCCUUUGCUGCAGGAUUACCGUUCGUGCGCAGCACUUGCGGCAGCAAAAUGUUUCUUGCGAUUCAAGAAUUCUGCUGACAAAUUGAGAACUCUGCAACUACCUCUUAAACGCUUUAUUACUUGUACUGGGGAUGAAUUAUGUAUGUUAGGAUAGGAAUUGACUUUAUUCUUCGCCCUCUUUCAUCCUGAUGUCUCUCCAUUGCCAUAUAGAUCUGAUAUGGUUGGGGGCGUUGGGGCGAGCUUAGUCGUGGGUAUGUUUAUUCAGUGAUUUAGAAAAAAUUAAUUUCCAUGAAAUUGGUGCUGAAUCUGCAGAUGA
Molecule: messenger RNA, 2128 nt
Organism: Zingiber officinale
Lineage: Eukaryota; Viridiplantae; Streptophyta; Magnoliopsida; Zingiberales; Zingiberaceae
Exons: 2
Coding region: 566-1096 (176 amino acids)
Source: RefSeq, a predicted model, not a curated record